Molecule: messenger RNA, 4614 nt
Organism: Lycium barbarum (goji berry)
Lineage: Eukaryota; Viridiplantae; Streptophyta; Magnoliopsida; Solanales; Solanaceae
Exons: 19
Coding region: 534-4070 (1178 amino acids)
Source: RefSeq, a predicted model, not a curated record
CCUCUUUCUCGUUCCUUCCAAAUCUCAUCUCUCACUUCCCUUUAUUUCUCUCUUUCCUCUCUGUCAUACCCGCGAAAUCAAUAAUAAAAUAAAAAAAAUCAUUUUUUCCCCUUCAUAUUCAUAAUCUUCAUUGUUUCUUGAUUUGAAAUCUUAAUUAAUAAUCUUUCAAAAAACCCUAGCCCAUAAAUCUUUCCUUUACAAAAAAAAAAAAAAAAAUCAAUUGAGUUUUUAGAUCUGUUAUUUUUUUCAUUUUUUUGUGUUUAUCCUUAGAUCUCUCAAAGUAGUUUCUUGAUUUGGGAUUUUUUGAGUUUUGAGCUGUGGGGGUAGGUUAAAUUCAUCUAUAAUUGAAGGGUUGGUUUAGAAAUUUGAAGGUUUUGCAUAUGAGGACUUGUUAGUUUUCUUUUUUGGCGGUUAAGUACCUUUAAUUUUUUUUAAGAAUGGAUUAGAUUGAUGUUGUAGUUAGCUCUUUCUGAAUAAAUUUGUGCUGUGUAUGUUUUUGUGUGGUGGUGUUUGGUAGGUGUAUUUGAUUUGAUAUGGGGGUAGGGGAAAGUGAAGUUUGUAUUGCGGUAAUGAAUGAUGGAAUGAUGGAAAUUGAGAAACCCAUGAAUGUUGAUUCAAAGUGUGACAUACAAUGUGUUGAGAAGAAGAAAUUUAAUACUUUAGAUGGGGUGGAAUUAGAUAGUUGUGCUACGAAUCACGCUGAAAAAGUAGUAGAUGGUGUAGAAGUAGAACAUUGUGCUAUGAAUCGUGAACCUGAAACUAUGGAUGGUGUAGAGGUAGAAUGUUGCGCUACGAAUCGUGAACCUGAAACAAUUGGGAUGAUGGAAAUUGAGAAACCGGUAAAUGUUGAUUCAAAGUGUGACAGACAAUGUGUUGUAGAUGCUACUGAACAGGAGCCAUGUGUUGAGAAGCAGAAAUUUGAAGAAUCUGAUUGUUGUGCAACGAAUCAUGCUACGAACUGUGCACCUGAAACUGUAGUAAUGAGUGAUGGAAUGAUUGAAGUUGAGAAACCUGUAAAUGCUGAUUCAAAGUGUGACAGACAAUGUAUUUUAGAUGCUACUGAACUGGACUGUGCACCUGAAACUGUAGUAAUGAGUGAUGGAAUGAUGGAAAUUGAAAAACCCGUAAAUGUUGAUCAGAAGUGUGACAGACAAUGUGUUGUAGAUGCUAUUGAACAUGAGCCAUGUGUCGAAAAGCAGAAAUUUGAAACUUUAGAUGGUGUAGAAUUAGAUAGUUGUGCUAUGAAUCAUGCUACGGACUGCGCACCUGUAACUGUUGAUGGUAUAGAAGUAGAAUGUUGUGCUAUGAAUCGUGAACCUGAAACUGUAAAUGGCGUAGAAGUAGAACGUUGUGCUACAAAUCAUGAACCUGAAACUGUAGAUGGUGUAGAAGUAGAAUGUUGUACCACAAAUCGUGAACCUGAAACUGUAGAUGGUGUAGGGGUAGAAUGUUGUGCUAUGAAUCGUGAACCUGAAACUUUAAACACAGAGGAAUUAGAGUCAGAUGAGAAGCAACCGAAGAAGUUGAAUAAUUGUGAUGUCCAGCCCUAUGUAAGGAUUGACGUGAAGGAAGCUUCGAAUGAUGAUAUGCUGUCUGAAGUUUCAAAUCCAAAUUUGUCUCCAAGAGAGAACACUUCAAGUUUCCAGACUAUCAGUAGUCAAGGGGUGGAUUUGUUGAGUAGUAAUAAUCAUGGUGGUUCUGGAGAGAUUACAUCUUAUUCGUCGGGGAAUUCAAGUGCAGAGGAGAGUGUUAGUGAGGAAGAGCAGAAUCAAAUUGAGGCAUCUAAGGCAGUCGCUAAGUCCUCUGUGGUUCUUGAAAUUCCGAAGGAAUUUAGCACAACUGGUGUCAGGAAGAUUACAUUUAAGUUUAGUAAAAGGAAGGAGGAUUGUCGUAAUGCAUCUGCUUCAGUUGCUCCACCUGUGACUGAUGGGGUUGAUGCUGGGUUUAGGGAAGCACAUGCAUGGAAUCCUGUGGUAUCAGAUGAUAUGAAUCCACAUUGGAUUCCAAGCACAAAUGGAGCAUUUUAUCAACAUGAAGAUCCCUUUUUAUGUCCUCCAAACAUGGAACUAAAAAUGUCUACUUCUGAUGCAUACCCGACAAAUGUCAAGAAACUUCUAUCAACGGGAAUUUUAGAAGGAGCACUGGUGAAGUACAUUUCAACUUCUGGGCAGAGGGAGCUUCUUGGAAUCAUAAAAGAUUGUGGGUACUUGUGUGGUUGUUCAUACUGCAAUUUCACCAAAGUUCUCAGUGCUUACGAAUUUGAAGUGCACGCUGGGGGCAAGACGAGACAUCCAAACAAUCAUAUUUAUUUGGAGAAUGGGAAACCUAUUUACAGGAUGAUUCAAGAAUUGAAGACUGCACCACUUAGUCAACUGGAAGAAGUUGUAAGAGACGUGGCUGGUUCUUCCAUUAACGAGCGAUAUUUGGAGGCUUGGAAAGCAAAACUCCUGCAGCACUAUGAGGAGGCUAGUGCUGAUCAAUAUCCUCAUGGAAAGGCUUCAGGGAUGUAUCAGUAUAAGCCAUGGAUGAACUUCAGUGAUUGCAGUCUGGUGAUGGAAGAUGGCCUUUAUCCUGCUUCGUACUCCUAUAUUGACAACUUUCCUCCAAAUCAAUUUAGCUCUAUGGAGACAGCGGAGGCAUGGAAGCAUGUGGUUAAAAAGCCAAGGUGCAAUUUUUCCAGUUCAACACCAGAGCCAAAGAAAUCUGCUGAAGGUAGCACAAAAAAAAGGGAUAAUGACUUGCACCGAUCACUAUUCAUGCCACAUGGACUUCCAGAUGGUACUGAUUUGGCAUAUUAUUCUAAGGGAAAGAAAGUUCUGGGGGGCUACAAGCAGGGUAAUGGCAUUGUCUGCAGCUGCUGUGAUACUGAGAUUAGUCCUUCCCAGUUUGAGGCUCAUGCUGGAUGUGCAGCUAAACGUCAACCCUAUCGUCACAUCUACACUUCCAGUGGACUUACCCUACAUGAUAUAGCAUUAAUGCUGGCAAAUGGUCAAAGUAUUGCUACCAAUAACAGUGAUGAUAUGUGUACAAUGUGUGGCGAUGCGGGAGAACUGAUUUGCUGUGAAGGGUGUCCUAGGGCUUUUCAUGCAGCUUGUUUAGGUCUACAGUGUACCCCGACCAGUGGUUGGCUCUGUUCAUAUUGUAGAGACAAAUUUGUCCCUGGUAGGAAAACUGCAGGAGAUGCAGGACCAAUUAUGAUACGGUUGACAAGAGUGGUUAAAGCUCCAGAAUCUGAAGGUGGCGGUGGUUGUGUUGUUUGCAGGACCCCGGACUUCAGCGUUGCCAAAUUUGAUGAUCGGACAGUUAUGCUCUGUGACCAGUGUGAGAAAGAAUACCAUGUUGGGUGUCUGCGGGAAAGUGGGCUGUGUGAUCUGAAAGAACUCCCGAAGGAUAAAUGGUUUUGUUGCAAUGACUGCAAUAAAGUUUAUGUGGUACUUCAGAAUUGUGUUCUGAAGGGAGCUGAGGUCAUUCCAGCUCCUGCAGCAGCUGCCGUAACUAAGAAGCAUGUCCAGAAAUGUUUAGUGGAUACAGCUACAGAUGACAUUCAGUGGCGAAUCUUAAGUGGGAAGAGUCGCUUCCCGGAGCAUCUACCUCUUCUUUCCAGUGCAGCAACAAUCUUUAGGGAGUGCUUUGAUCCUAUUGUUGCCAAAUCUGGACGAGAUCUUAUACCUGUUAUGGUUUAUGGGAGAAACAUCUCAGGUCAAGAAUUUGGGGGAAUGUAUUGCAUCGUUUUGAUUGUGAAAUCAGUAGUUGUAUCAGCUGGUCUUCUCAGGAUUUUCGGGCAAGAGGUUGCUGAACUCCCUUUGGUGGCUACAAAUAGAGAAAACCAAGGGAAAGGUUAUUUCCAGGCGUUAUUUGGAUGUAUUGAGAUUCUAUUAUCUUCGAUGCAUGUUAAAAACCUCGUUCUGCCUGCUGCUGAGGAGGCUGAAUCCAUCUGGACAAAUAAGCUGGGUUUCAGAAAGAUGACUGAUGAACGCUACCGGAAGUAUUCAAGAGACUUCCAGUUGACGAUAUUCAAGGGGACGUCAAUGUUGGAGAAGGAAGUGCAGCAGACAGCUUAUGAAUUGUAAUUCAUCUUUGUGGAGAAUGUGCAAGAAGGAGUAGAUCGCUGUAUAUCUUGAAUGCACUCUUAUUUAAGAAGGGAGACCUCUAUUAUACUCAAUGAUCUGAAAUGGAGCUGGAAUUAGAGAAAGAGAGGCUUCUUGUUACAAAACAAUUUUUUCUUUCAUACCGAGAACAUGCAAAAUGCACCUUUAGCUGAUGAUUAAAUAGUACAUGAGGCGAGGUAAUUCUGGAGGCACAUCAAGUUGCUGGUGAACCUUGUGGGGAUCAUCCUUAGAUGCAAGGACAAUUGUACGUCUUAUUCUUUAUUUACUGCUAUGUUUUCAUAAAGUAGUAGUUGGUUUUAUAGAUUAGUUUUCAGCUAAUGUAUAAAGAGCAGCUGAGGAACUGCUCGUCUGAAGUCCUCGAGGCAUGCUGACCUUUUAUCAUGCGUGCGUGGGGCAAACGUUUUUACCCCUUUUCUUUUUCCAGUGGUAGCAUCCUUUUGUACAUUUACAGUGCAUACAGAGAAAAUUUUGCCAAAAAGUAAUGUAGGAUAUAUCUUAUACGGGA